Sipha flava (yellow sugarcane aphid) is the source of this 3737-nucleotide messenger RNA. Its product is annotated as silk gland factor 3-like. The transcript has a single exon. Gene Ontology annotation, biological process: regulation of transcription by RNA polymerase II. Lineage: Eukaryota; Metazoa; Arthropoda; Insecta; Hemiptera; Aphididae. Bases 664 to 2001 code for a protein of 445 amino acids. The record is from RefSeq and is a predicted model, not a curated record. Gene Ontology annotation, molecular function: DNA-binding transcription factor activity, RNA polymerase II-specific; RNA polymerase II cis-regulatory region sequence-specific DNA binding.
UCUGGGAACACCACCUCGCGCGGCAGCCGCUCUCUGCGGACCGCGGCCGCCGAUCAGUCCGUGUACGUACUGCGCGCCGGUCGCUAUGUGAACGGUUCACGCGCGUGUGUGUGACUUGUGUGAUUUUUUUUUCCCCCUUGUACGCCGCUGUCGAACACCCGUUGCGGACCGCGCGACGGCACCGCGAAACACAUAUUAUUUUGUUACUCCAGAGCCGUCGAUAUACAUAUUGUUUCUCAGUGUUCCGCGUCGAAAAUAUUUUCACCGAACAACGUAAUCCGAAGAAUAGAAUUCUAUUUUAAUUUAUUUAUUUUAAAAAUUUAUUUUUUAUUUUUAUCUCCCGUUUUCGCGCCGUGCUGUGAUAAACCGAAAACCGUUGCGUCGCGAUACGGGUCCCGCGUCCACACCGCCGUCGAGCGCAACACGUCCGCGUAGAACGAUUCGCGUUGCAGCGGCCGCACAGUCUCGCACGGAACCGACCGUCCGCGGUCGUCGGCCGCGACCACUGACCGUCUACCGUAAUACGUCCGAGUGCGCGCGCGCGGUGGUGCGUCGUUUCCUCUCUAAACCGGUGCUCGAAAAUCGUUCGCAAUUACGGACUUAACGAUUUACCCGCGCAGUGUUCGGGGCGCGUCGGUUGAAUGUGAUUGGAAAGCGCGGGUGAUGGCCACCACGUACCUGCCGGUCAGCGGCGGCGGCGGCGGCGGCCCGGGCCCCGGCGACCUGGACGGCAUGGGCGGCAUGUCGGUGGUGAACCAGUCGAACGGCGGUGGCGGCGGCGGCCCGUACCAGCAGCCAUCACCGUCGCCGCGCGGCCAAGACCACCCGGCCGGCGGCGAGUUGAAGUAUAUGCCGCCCGGCCAGCACCAUCACCAUCACCAUCACCACCAUCAAGUUCCUACGUCCCCGUCGCCGGUGUCGCUGUCGGCCGCGGCCAGUUGGGUGGACCCGUGGGCCGCGUCCAUGAGCAUGCACCACCAUCCGCACCACUCGCACCAUCCGCACCAGGGACUGGACAUCAAGCCGCCGCCGGACAUGCGAGUCGUGACCGGCGGUGGUGGUGGCGGCGGCGGUGGCGGCGGCGGUGGCGGCGGUGGCGGCGGAGGCGGCGGUAACGGCGGCGCGCAGUCCUGGCACACGGGGCCACCGCCGCCCGUCGUCUCGGCCGGCCACUACAACAGCAGCGGAUCCGGAUCGCCGCAGCUCGGCCACCAUGGCGCGUACCACGUGAUGAACGGCAUGCUGGGCCACACGCACCCGGCCGUGCAGAUGCACCACAGCCCGUCGUACCCGCAGCAGCACGACCCGCAGUCGCCCGGCGGCGAGGAGGACGCGCCCACGUCCGACGACCUCGAGGCGUUCGCCAAGCAGUUCAAGCAACGGCGCAUCAAGCUGGGCUUCACGCAGGCCGACGUGGGCCUGGCGCUGGGCACGCUGUACGGCAACGUGUUCUCGCAGACCACCAUAUGCCGGUUCGAGGCGCUACAGCUGUCGUUCAAGAACAUGUGCAAGCUCAAGCCGCUGCUGCAGAAGUGGCUGGAGGAGGCGGACUCGACGACGGGGUCGCCGACCAGCAUCGACAAAAUCGCGGCGCAGGGCCGCAAACGCAAGAAACGCACUAGCAUUGAGGUGUCGGUCAAAGGGGCGCUAGAGCAGCACUUCCACAAGCAGCCCAAGCCGUCCGCACAGGAGAUCACCUCGCUGGCCGACUCGCUGCAGCUGGAGAAAGAGGUGGUGCGCGUGUGGUUCUGCAAUCGGCGACAAAAGGAGAAGCGCAUGACGCCGCCGAACACGCUGGGCGGCCCGCAGGACGGCAUGAUGGACGGCUCCGUCGGCGGCGGUGGUGGCGGCGGAGGCCCGAUGGGCCACGGUGGCCUGCACCAGGCCUACCAUCACCAGGACCACGUGAUGCACGGCUCGCCCAUGGGACCGCACUCGCACUCGCACAGCCCACCCAUGCUCUCGCCAAUCGGCAACCAUCAGUCCCUCGCGGCCCAUUAACGUUUCGCCCAGUGGGACGUUGAGUACUCACGGCACCUGGCCAAGAUGCAGCAACAGCAGCAGCACCAGGAAUGCACGUAGAAGAGUACUGUUGUUUACUGUUUCGAACAACGUCUCGCUGAGGGCGACUUAAACGAAUUAACGUGUACGCGCACCAUCUAAUGCGAAUAUACGAAUCGCUAUGAUACGUAUGGUUCGUAUGGGCGUUGGGGCGCGUGAGCGUUACGUUCAAACCAAAUUCGACUAUAUAAAUAUUAAAUAUAAAUAUUAAAUAUAUAUGUAAUUAUAAAUAUGCAAAAAAAAAAAAAAAAAAACGGAUCAUAUACGUAUAAUGUAAUAUAUAUAUAUAUAUUAUUACGACGGCGUGUACAGAAGAACUCGUCCGGUUGUGCGACGGCUGCUGCGUAACGUACGAUUAUUAUAAAUUAUGAUGUUACGUUACGGAUAGACAAGUGUACAUGUUCUCCGCAAACUUUUGAUCGUUAUUAAAUAUAUGUGUACAGUACUGCUGUGAUGCGUACGACGUAAUACGAUAGUGAUAAUGAUAAUAAUAAUUAAAAUAAAAAAUUUGAUGACCACGAUUGAUGAAGUGUACGUGUACAUCAACAAAUAUAUAUGUAUAUUUAACGAACGGUAACGACGACGAUGAUGGACGACGAAAGACUGUAUUACACCGGUUGCAGCGGAACGCGAACAAAAUGUUGCGCCGGACCGAAGAGAAAAAAAACGGAACGACGGAGUCGGCGGUCAGCUGCAGCGCCGAACGAGGAGAUCGUUUUCAUCGCGCCGACGACGAGGACCAGAACGUGUUCGCGGACCGAGCAGGACAUACGCGGAGUCGAACACACGUGGAGCGGGACACACGCGGAGCAGGACACACGCGGAGCAGGACGAAGCGACGGACAGACCGACCGGCUGCGGAUAUCACCUCUUCUAUCGCACACCGACUGUGAUACGUGAUUUAAGGAUAUAUAUAUAUAUAUAUAUAUGCUAUAUUAAUUUUUUUUUUUUUAAUUCUCUUCCCCGGACAUAACUUCGCCGCUAUGAAUACAGGUACUGUUGGUUAUUUUUUUGUUUUAAAAUUACAAAACACCUUUAAAUAUAAUAUACGCACAUCCUCAAAAAUACGAAAAUCAGCACGAGUCAUAAAAUUGUAUUUACUUUUUGAUCUUGACAACGUUUACUUUUUUACAAUUUUACCCAUAAAUUAUGUUUUAUCAUUUUCUCGCCCGACAGUGUUUCGUCGUACGCAAUUCUUCGCGAAACUCGAGGUCCCCUUGCACGCAUUGCUCUUCGGGAAGAACUCGGUUGUACCACCGAUGAGGCAUUUCCCGUGCCGACACCCCCACGAUCGAACCCUCCUAUGUAAUAAAACGAUCCGCCGCAUUUCACCGCAGCACAGGAAUGAAAAAAUAAUUAAUAACAUUCCGUAAAAGGGUUUUCGUGGAUUUUUUGUUCCUUCGCGUCUCCCGUUUUCGAAAACACUUGUUUAUUGUUCGCGUAUGUAUAUGUCCGUGAGUGUAAGCGUGUAUGUUUGUGUGUGUGUGCGCGUGUGUGGGUAUCUCCUCGGUCUAUCUUCUACUGGGGUCUCCCGACGAAACAUCCAAAAACCGGUUCGUUCCGAACGAUUCAUAAUUUUUGUUCAUUUUUCCCAUCUUCUUCUUAUUCUUAUUCUUAUUCGUGAUUUAUGUGACGGAUGAAAAAAGGUAAUAAUAAAAUUACCCCGAAAAAAAUAA